Bursaphelenchus xylophilus (pine wood nematode) is the source of this 216-nucleotide messenger RNA. The record is from the annotation of a GenBank genome assembly. NCBI's taxonomy places the organism in Eukaryota, Metazoa, Nematoda, Chromadorea, Rhabditida, Aphelenchoididae.
AUGCCUUCCCGCUCCUGCCCUGAGGUACGGAAAGGGUUUUGUAGCCAGCACGGUGCGUCAAUUACGGGAAAAGGAAAUGGAAAUAAUGUUUUAAAGAAGCCUGGCCCACCCGGCGGCGAUUAUUCAGCGCUCGAGGAAAUGGAGAACCAGGAGGUUAUUGGGAUGGAUCGUACAAUGACCCCCAUCUCAGCUGGCUUUGAAGCCAGGUAUCCUUAG